UCUUCUCACGACCGUCACUAACACACAGCACAUCCGUCGCAAUGGCUCCCAAGGCAACCAAGGCUUCCAAGCCCAGCAAGCAGGCUAACGCCGCUGCCAAAGCUGCUCUCAAGGGAGUCAACUCGCACAAGGUCCGCAAGGUGCGCAAGAGCACCAGCUUCCACCGCCCCAAGACCCUCGAGCUCUCCCGCUCGCCCAAGUACCCCCGCAAGUCGAUUCCUCACCAGCCCCGCCUCGAUGCUGGCAAGAUCCUCAUCCACCCGCUCAACACAGAGUCCGCCAUGAAGAAGAUCGAGGAGAACAACACCCUCGUCUUCAUCGUCGACGUCAAGGCCAACAAGCGCCAGAUCGCCGCCGCUCUCAAGAAGCAGUACGACGUCUCCUGCGUCAAGAUCAACACCCUCAUCCGACCAGACGGCUCCAAGAAGGCUUUCGCGCGGUUGACUGCCGAUGUUGAUGCCCUCGACAUCGCUGCCACCAAGCUCGCUAUCGUUUAAGCGAAGUUUGUGAGAUUGGGCGUAUGUGGAUGAAUAUGACGGAUCUGGGCAAUACUUAUACCUGGCUGGCAUCAUGGAAAAGCGGAUAUGAAUUGCAU
Messenger RNA from Paraphaeosphaeria sporulosa, 595 nucleotides. RefSeq lists its product as uncharacterized. The transcript is spliced from 4 exons. Bases 42 to 497 code for a protein of 151 amino acids. The record is from RefSeq and is a predicted model, not a curated record. Gene Ontology annotation, biological process: translation; ribosomal large subunit assembly. Gene Ontology annotation, molecular function: structural constituent of ribosome. Lineage: Eukaryota; Fungi; Ascomycota; Dothideomycetes; Pleosporales; Didymosphaeriaceae. Gene Ontology annotation, cellular component: cytosolic large ribosomal subunit; ribosome.